CGAAUCCGUCUCCGCCUCUCCCCUCGCUCGUUCUCCCCGUCUACGACCCGCCGCCGCCGCCGCUCGCCAUGGGCCUCCUCGACGCGCUCUACCGCGUGGUGAUGCGCCGCAACGCCGUCUACGUCACCUUCGUUGUCGCCGGCGCCUUCGCGGGCGAGCGGGCGGUGGACUACGGCGUUCACAAGAUCUGGGACAUGAACAACCUCGGGAAAAGGUACGAAGACAUACCAGUUUUGGGGCAGAGGCCAGCCGAAGAAUGAUAAAUUUUGGUCGCCAUUUAGCUCUGGUUUAACAGUUUCAUUUUGGCGCAAUAAUAAGCGAUGUAAACUUCUUACUCAGCUCCUGAGAGCUGCUUCUCAUUCAUUUACUCUGAAGAUGCUGUGUGUGGAUUUCGUGGUGCAUGGCAGAAACCUGUUAUAUAGAGCAUGCAAAUACCUCUGGAGGAUUCCUUUGUUAUGUUUUUUCCCAGUUCCGCAAAAAUGCGACAUUAUCCUUGUUUUAGUUUUAA
Messenger RNA from Sorghum bicolor (sorghum), 508 nucleotides. RefSeq names its product cytochrome b-c1 complex subunit 9. Bases 69 to 260 code for a protein of 63 amino acids. Lineage: Eukaryota; Viridiplantae; Streptophyta; Magnoliopsida; Poales; Poaceae. Gene Ontology annotation, biological process: mitochondrial electron transport, ubiquinol to cytochrome c. The transcript is spliced from 3 exons. The record is from RefSeq and is a predicted model, not a curated record.